Trifolium pratense (red clover) is the source of this 1041-nucleotide messenger RNA. Its product is annotated as elongation factor 1-delta-like. Gene Ontology annotation, cellular component: cytosol; eukaryotic translation elongation factor 1 complex. Gene Ontology annotation, molecular function: translation elongation factor activity; guanyl-nucleotide exchange factor activity. The coding region runs from base 154 to 849 and encodes 231 amino acids. NCBI's taxonomy places the organism in Eukaryota, Viridiplantae, Streptophyta, Magnoliopsida, Fabales, Fabaceae. The transcript has 8 exons. The record is from RefSeq and is a predicted model, not a curated record. Gene Ontology annotation, biological process: translational elongation.
AAAAAAACCAAAGCCCAUUAACCAAAAAAGAAGCAAUUAAUUAAUACGUCUCUCUAAAAAAUCUCAACUUUCGAACCCUAUUUUCUGUUUCUCGUCUCUGCCGCUGCAACUCCAUCUCAUUGUCUUUCCUAACAAGAAGUUCAAUAAACAAAAAUGGCAGUCACAUUCUAUAACCUUAAAUCUGAAUCUGGUUUGAAGAAGCUCAAUGAGUACCUUCUUACACGCAGUUACAUCACUGGUUACCAAGCUUCAAAGGAUGAUAUCACUGUCUAUUCAGCUUUGCCAUCUGUUCCAUCAGUUGAAUUUGUUAAUGUGGCUAGGUGGUACAAGCACAUUGAUGCUUUGUUGAGAAUUUCCGGUGUUUCUGGUGAGGGAUCUGGUGUCACCGUUGAAUCUUCUCUUGUUGCUGAAGAGGCUGUUGCCACUCCUCCAGCUGCCGACACAAAGGCCACCGAAGCCGAGGAUGAUGAUGAUGACGAUGUUGAUUUGUUUGGUGAAGAGACUGAGGAAGAGAAGAAGGCAGCCGAGGAACGGGCAGCCGCCGUGAAAGCAUCUGGCAAAAAGAAAGAGAGUGGAAAAUCAUCUGUUUUGUUGGAUGUGAAGCCAUGGGAUGAUGAAACCGACAUGAAAAAGCUUGAAGAAGCAGUGAGAUCUGUUAAGUUGGAAGGGUUGUUUUGGGGUGCAUCCAAACUUGUUCCUGUUGGAUACGGUAUCAAGAAACUGCAAAUCAUGCUUACUAUUGUUGAUGAUUUGGUUUCUGUUGACAAUAUGGUUGAGGAUUAUCUUACCGUUGAGCCCAUCAAUGAGUAUGUUCAGAGUUGUGACAUUGUUGCCUUCAAUAAAAUAUAAUGUGCAAUUCAUGUGACAUGGAGAAUCAUAGUAGUGAAAGAAAUGUGAUGAUUUUUGUUUUUUGAAACCUACUUGUCAUUUUGUCUGCGAUUCCAUCAUCAUUAUAUGUAUUGUUAUAAUAAUUCAAGCUUUAAGAAUUCAAGGUGCAACAUGUUUUCCAAAUUUUGAUUCUUGGUUGUGAUUUUGCUGAUA